GCAAGAGCGAGAAGUCCCAGCAAAGAACUUUAGGGGGGUGGAACACACACCCAAGCAGAGGAGGACAACUCUGGCUCGGUAGUUUCGUUUUCACUCCCUUUCGCGGAAAUGAAACUAGCCAGCCAGCCAGGGGGCGCGGGGCGCGUGGCCGCACGUUGUCGCUGGGACGGUUUUCUCGCCCAGGUGAGCGGCUCGCGGGCGCCAGCAACCAUGUCCCAGGAGAUCUCCGCAGCCGGCGUGGCUGCUGCCGCGGAAUCAGCCUCAGGCCAGCAGGAGAUGGAUAAAGAAUUCCAGUUCCUCUUGUGCGAGGGAUGCCAGAAGGAAGUCAAGUUCCCCAAGCUCAUCGCCUGCCUCCACAACCUCUGUGCCAAAUGCCUCGAGUCAACGAGUUCCUGCCCCAUAUGUGAGACCCCACACUCCCAAAAUGCAGAGACCCCCACCCAGGACAACUGGCUCUUUGCAAAUCUUCAGGCCAAGCUAAGCAUCUACCAGAGGAUCACCAGUGGCCAAGACCUGAUGUGUGACAACUGUAAGAAGGAGGCGAGCUUUUGGUGUUCUGACUGUGAACGGUUCCUUUGCAGCUCGUGUUUUGAAUUCCACCAGAGAUGCCUGAAGAGGGAGAGCCAUGAAGCUAAAGCACUCAAGGAUCUCAGGGCUGAGUCUCUUAAUGAAUGCCUUGCAGGGAUCAGGAAGCUCAGCAUCAUGUUCUGCUCCAACGGGAGCCACAGUAACCAAAUUCUAAGUAUCUACUGCCCAGAUUGCAGGAAGAGCAUGUGUUGCGUCUGUGCCCUGCUGGAUGGCAAACACGGUGGUCAGCACUCUGAUAUCCAAAGUGAGAUCCAACGCAGAAAGAAUGAGCUUCAGAGUAUGAACACGGAGUUGAAGGAGAAGAAGAGCAGCUACGAGGAAACCCGUGGCAGCCUCCAACAGCUGGUGGAAAGCAUGGAGGAGGUGAAGAACGAAACUGCCAAGCAGAUCCAGCAGAAGGUUGAGGAGAUGGUGCGGGUGGUGCAGGAGAAGGGGAAGAAGCUGCUGGCCGAAGUGGAAGAUCAGCACCGCCAGCAAGUCCAAAAUGUAGAGGAGAAGCUGCAGCACCUGGAAGGGGUGCUCCAGAGGAUGGCCUCCAGCGAGCGGAUGGUGGAGAAGAUGCGUCUCUAUGCCUCCGACCAGGAGGUGAUGGACAUGCACCUCUUCAUCAAGGAGUCCCUGAAGGAGCUCCAAAAGAAACAGCUGCCCGCCAUCAAUUUCCAGAUCCAGAUCCAGAAUUUUGCUGAGGUCAAAACGCAACUCCAGGCUUUGUUCGAGAGAGUGACGAAAGAUAAGGAGGCUGUGCCAGAUAGAUUGGAAGAAACAUCUAACCAUGUUGCUAGAAUAAAGAUAAGCAACAUAGUCGGUAACUGUGUGACACACAUACCUAAGGACCACUCAGUCAACUCGCCGGCAAAGAGAAAAAUGCAAGAGGAUAUAGCUGUUCAGACCCCUCCAAAAGUGAUCAAAACUGAACCCGGUGACAGUGAAGGGGAGAAAUCAGCCAGCCAGGCGAGUUGCAGUUCUCUAGAACAACCGGGGACCAGUACUGAGCCUGCAUCAGGAAGUAGCUUAGGAGAAGUCACUGAAUAUGAUAUACGAUGGCAUCCCAUUCCCUCCUCAGAGUCAUCAGAACCAGAUGACCCCACAUGUUUGGACAGCUGCUCUGACGAGGAAGACAGCAAUGAUGAAUCUGCGGGCUCCAGCUUGCUAGAGGAAUCCAACAACAGAUCAGAGAAUGGGCUGGAAGAAGUCCCAAGAGAUCGCUUCAGCACACCCAAGAAGCCAGACUCAGGGCAAGGGGACUUGGUGUUCUUCGACGUGAAACUUCUACGAGAUGUCAUCCAUCUGGUGGCUGUAACCAAAGCAAGACACUUCUCCGUCAUGUUUCCACCGCUGCAGUCUUUGCCCAGAGAAGAUAAGAAAAAUAGUCUUUGUGCGAUUGAUCUAGAGAACUUCCUUCAACACCUCCAGUUCCUCCGGAAGCCCAUUCUAGUGGGCUACGACCUCUGGUCCAUGGACCUCCCAGCCCUGGUCAGUGCCUUGGAAGCCGUCAACAAGGCGGAAUUUUUUGAAGAAUCCAUUUGUGGUUUCCUAGAUGCCCUGCCUCUUAUUAAAGAGAAACAUCCCAAGAUCCCCAGCUAUAAGCUGAAGUAUUUAGACAAAAAAUAUUUUUGGGGAACGUUGGAUGAUACCCAGGCUUCAGAGUGUGCCAAGACUGUGAAGGACCUCUGCAACAUCUUGGAGAUUAACCCAGCCGUGGAGAAAAAACCUGUGAUCUUCUACUCCAGCCUGCGAUGUUAUGCUUCCCUCCAGCCCCUCCUGAGAAUGAAACUCCUCUCCAGGCCCUCUCUGCAGACCUUGGCCCUGCAGAAUGUCAGCCUUUCCACCCUACAGUCUGCGUACCAAAAGGACCCAGAAAAUGGCCUAAAGAAAUUGUGCAGGCACCUGAAUUCCACACGGAGGAACACCGAGAAGAGAAUCCUGAAGCUGAGUAAGAUUCGGACCUAUUUCCAAGCUCUCCCGUCAGCAGCUGGGUGUCCGUCACCUGAAGCCACACCCUGAAGUCUAAAAUGUCUGACAAAUUUGGAAUGGGGGUGAGACCAUCUACACCUGGCAGUUCACGUGAUUAUAAUGGGGAUAGGAGAAGCCCCUGCCCUAAUGCAGGAAUUGUGCUUGCUCCUAAUAUUGGAUCCUCUGUCACAAACAAUGUUAGAGGUGCCAUCUGUGGUCACAGGCUGAGCUGCGUCAGAGGACUCCUUCUACCCAGCUGCUGCUGAGCCCCUGAGCACAGGUAGACCUCCAACUUUGGUUUUAACCCAGGCGGAGGAACUAUAAUUGGACAGACGGGAUCAAAGAACCAAGCUGCCCAGCUCCUGGGUGCCUCCCCGCUGAGCUCCGUCUGCCUUCUUGGUCCACAGAGUAUAUUCAGUUGACUCUGAGCAAGUGAGAAGAUGAAGAAAACACUCUGCUGGGAACAAAGCCAGCUGGGAAAUGAGCUGGAGGGGUGACCCUAUGCUGGCCGUUGCAGGUGUUGGCCACAUGCCCCCUGCCUGUGAUGUCACACGAGGGGCGUGGCCAGUGCGCAAUGGGCCACCGGAGAGGGAGGCGAACACGAGCCCCCUCUACCCUAGUUAGACACCUGUUUUAACCCACGGACACGCUGCAAAUGGGAUUGCCUACUCUAAUGAUGAUCAUGUCAAUGAGCCUACCAUCUUCAUGAGAAAAGCUUCUUCCUUACAAUGGCUGGCCCAUAGAUGGGGAUGGCCCAUCGACUGCUCAGGCAUAGCUGUGGGUCAUGGCAGCUGCUGUUGGACUACAACUCCCAUAAUCCCUGACUAUUAAUCACUGUGACUGGGGAUGACGGGAGUUGCAGUUCCACAACAGCUAGCAGGCCAAAGGGCUUCUAUAUAUGGUUAUAUUUCAGUUCCAAAAGUUCUUGGCUUCUCUUCUUUGGUGUAACUUAUAAAUUUUGGGUCCAGGUGGAGAUGUGUCCAGACAUGUUGGUAUACAUUCAUGAGACGUAAGGUUCUGCUAGGGGGUGUUUCACCUACUCACUCUUGGCAAAUGCCUUGCAUUUUAGAACACAUGCUAAGUGGGUAGGCUUCAACACAAAUUGAGCUGGGCUUCUCCAUUCUGUUCUCAUUGGUGGCCAUUUUUGAUGUUCCUACGUGGAAAGGGUAGGUAUAUGGGAAAUCUCAGGAGAAAGAAGGCGGGUCAGGGUCUCAGGGAGGAUUGAUCAGGCAGAAUGGCAGCUCCACCCGCAGGUGUUUCAACUGAUAGUCCACUGGUUCAGCCUUCUGAUUCUAGUUCUUUGCCCGUCACCCCUGAACAAAUCAGCUUGAGUCUUUCUUCAGUAGAUACCACUCUAUAAACAUUUAGGCGUGCAUUAAGACAACCUAUUUUUGUAAUCCUACGAAGUAUUCUUCGCUGUAUUUAGAAGAUGGGAAAACCUCAGACGGAAGUAGUCUGUAGCAAUUGAAUAAAACUGUUUUUUUUAGUUA
Messenger RNA from Hemicordylus capensis (graceful crag lizard), 4031 nucleotides. RefSeq names its product protein PML-like. The coding region runs from base 109 to 2592 and encodes 827 amino acids. Gene Ontology annotation, biological process: intrinsic apoptotic signaling pathway in response to DNA damage; positive regulation of DNA-templated transcription; PML body organization. Gene Ontology annotation, molecular function: ubiquitin-protein transferase activity; zinc ion binding; nucleic acid binding. The record is from RefSeq and is a predicted model, not a curated record. The transcript has 9 exons. NCBI's taxonomy places the organism in Eukaryota, Metazoa, Chordata, Lepidosauria, Squamata, Cordylidae. Gene Ontology annotation, cellular component: nucleoplasm; chromatin; PML body.